CAGCGGAUCGCGCGAUAAGACCAUUCGGCGAUGGGACCUGCGGGAGGGUAAGGAGAUCAAGGAUGUUCGGGAGGUUUGCAAGAAACGUGUAGAUGUUGUGGGGAUAUCAAGGGAUGGUCGAUGGGUUGUCACGGCACAAGGUCGAGUGCCCAAAGUCUGUGAGGUUGAGACGGGGAUCUACGCUGCUAGCGGGUGGGUCAUCCGAUAGGACAGCGCGGAUAUGGAGCUUGGACACAGGCAAACUCGUGGCCGGUCCAUUCAAAUGUGGUGAUGAUGUGGGCGCACUUCGAAUCUCGCAAGACUCAAGGAAACUGGCGGUGAUGUCAUAUUGGGGGAACCGUCUUCAGGUGUGGGAUGUCCAAGCACAGAAAUUGGAUGUCACUAGAGAAAAAUCUGGAGCUUAUGAUGCUUAUUGGCUAACUCCGCCGGUAUUUUGGACAACCAAAAACAAAUCCAUCAUAGCUGCACCCAACUUCAUGGAUGACUCCACCAUCGAGGGGCCCAACACAAUCUAUGAGUUUGACGCGUCGACGCUCGAGACUAUCGGAGAUCCCUUCAAAGAGCACAUCGACGUUGUCAGUGAUCUAGCACUUUCAUCCGAUUGUGUCCUUCUUACCAGUGCUUCCUACGACAAUACCAUCAAGCUCUGGUCCUUCGAGUCCCGUCAGCUCCUCGCCUCAUUCGACGUCCAAGCUCCUUAUUCCCUUGCACUCUCACCCGACUCAUGCCAACUGGCUUACACGACACGUGAUGAGCCUAAUAUCUACAUAUGCGAGAUUCCAGUCAACAUCCUCGCUAGCAUCGGACUUGCAAAAAAGACAGGCGGUCCUGAAUCCUCACACCUCGCUAAACUGCUCAACUCUGACGCAACACGCCAUACUGUGCGUCGUAAACCACCAAUAUCGGUCAUACCUCCUGCUCCCCGCCUGCUAACAGAUACAAUUGACCACCCACAACCCGUUUUUCUCGGCUUUCUACGCAAACUUCUCUCUUCUUCUCGUACGGAUCCAGUUCGUCCCACCUGCACCAACGAGUCUCGUAAUCCCUUGGACUUUCCUGCUACUGCGCCUUUGCCUCGUCCACUCAUAAAUCCCCACGAGAACUUUCGACCACCGACCACCCAAUCCUCUGCCCCUGCUUCUACAUCUUUCAAAUCCCGCCUACACAGUCUGUCAACCUGGUGGCCCCUUCAGACAGAUGCUCCACGCAAAGACGAUCAGUGCAUACCUGAUGAAGAUCUUGUUUCUCCUCCUCCUUCGCCUAAUCCAGAUUCUCGACAACCAACCACAACAAGGCAGGUCAAAACCAAUACCGGAAAGCAUGGAAACAACCAUUUGUGUUUCUGCUUUUAAAUUGACUUUUUGAACGUGUAUUUUACGGAACGCAAGACAUAUCACAGUGCAUUUCUGUUUGUGGCUUAGUUUGCAAAUGCUGAUCACUCCUUAGAAUGCAAACGACUCAGACACUUCCUCUGUACUCAGCGCUAACAUAUCCGUGUUAGUACCUUUUGGUUGGUAACUUACUACAGGUACA
Molecule: messenger RNA, 1533 nt
Organism: Suillus subaureus
Lineage: Eukaryota; Fungi; Basidiomycota; Agaricomycetes; Boletales; Suillaceae
Exons: 8
Coding region: 93-1352 (419 amino acids)
Biological process (GO): transcription initiation at RNA polymerase II promoter
Cellular component (GO): transcription factor TFIID complex
Molecular function (GO): protein binding; RNA polymerase II general transcription initiation factor activity
Source: RefSeq, a predicted model, not a curated record